CGUGCUCCGCAUCCACACCAAGAUCCUCCGACUUAUUCCCCACAUGUCCCCGCAGCUUUCACCGGAUUUAAUGACAUAAUUAAGCUUGUCUCCCCUCAAAAACACGGCACCACAUCGCGUCUGACUGACAGCUGAUCGGCGCUUUUACGGGUAUUGUGCGUCUCCUCCUACGUCUCCUCACCCUCUCACACACUCUUGCCAUGCAGGAGGUGUAACCCUCCUUACUCUUCUUCCUUGUGCUCCAUUGGAGGACACCUAAAAUAAAAUAAAAAGAACCUGUAACCAGUCAAGAUGUCAGACCCUGAUGCUUCCUCGACGGCAGACCGCGCACUGCCACUCACCUCCCCCCGAACCCCCCUGCAGCUCUCCUUCCCCUUCCUGAGGGAGGGCAGUCGGGUUUGGGAGAGGGAGAGGAAACCGCCGCAGCCUGGAGAGCUGCCCAGCCCAUUGCCCACCAAGCGCACCCGCACAUACUCAGCGACAGUGCGAGCCAAGUCAGGUCCGGUAUUUAAAGGGGUGUGUAAAAACUUCUCCAGGUCUCAGGGUCACGGAUUCAUACGCCCCUCCCGCGGGGGAGAGGACAUCUUCGUCCACAUUUCUGACAUUGAUGGAGAGUAUGUGCCUAUGGAAGGGGACGAGGUCACGUACAAGGUGUGCCCCAUCCCCCCCAAGAACCAGAAGAUCCAGGCUGUCGAGGUGGUGCUCACUCACCUGAAUCCAGUCACCAAGCACGAGACCUGGUCAGGUCAGAUCAUUAGCUCCUAGACCAACCGCUCCAGGCUGCAAGGCUGCGAAGGAAAAGGAGGAUUUGGAUUUAGUUCUAGGU
Anoplopoma fimbria (sablefish) is the source of this 826-nucleotide messenger RNA. RefSeq names its product cold shock domain containing C2, RNA binding a (gene csdc2a). Lineage: Eukaryota; Metazoa; Chordata; Actinopteri; Perciformes; Anoplopomatidae. Gene Ontology annotation, molecular function: mRNA 3'-UTR binding. The transcript has 4 exons. The record is from RefSeq and is a predicted model, not a curated record. The coding region runs from base 292 to 765 and encodes 157 amino acids. Gene Ontology annotation, cellular component: cytoplasm. Gene Ontology annotation, biological process: regulation of mRNA stability.